Messenger RNA from Ceratosolen solmsi marchali, 2227 nucleotides. RefSeq names its product anaphase promoting complex subunit 5 ida (gene ida). The transcript has 10 exons. The record is from RefSeq and is a predicted model, not a curated record. Lineage: Eukaryota; Metazoa; Arthropoda; Insecta; Hymenoptera; Agaonidae. Gene Ontology annotation, biological process: positive regulation of mitotic metaphase/anaphase transition; protein K11-linked ubiquitination; anaphase-promoting complex-dependent catabolic process. Gene Ontology annotation, cellular component: anaphase-promoting complex. Bases 6 to 2192 code for a protein of 728 amino acids.
UAAAAAUGAACAAAGAAUUUUUAAGUUUUGAUGGAUCGGUCAAAAAAAAUCAAAGAGAAAGUUUAUCCCCUUAUAAAAUUGCAGUUGUGCUGUUCAUCAAAAUUUAUUGUUCCGAUACAAUGAGUAGAGUUAUUAUUGAAAAACGAGACUUUUGUAUUGCGGCGUUGAAAUUAAUACAGUCGCCAGAUUUAGAUAAAAGAAACUUGUUUGGAGUUAUUAAUUCAUCGGAAUUUGUAUUAGCACGUUUUAGUCUGCAGUUACAAAAUGAUUUAGAUUUUAUCUGUGCAGAAGGUGUUAAAGAACUAUUAGACUUAUUCGAUAGUCUUGGAAAUUUAAUGAAACCUAUAAUAGAUAAUCCUCAUGUAGCUUUGUUAAACAAGCAUUCGGUUCUUGGUCUUUACGUGCGUCGAACCAUUGUGCUAUUUGAGAAACUAACAUUCUGUAAAGUUGUUGCACUUUUCGAAGACUUGAAAGUUUAUGUAAAAAAAAAUAUAAAUGAAAUGAAUACUUCUAUGGAUGAUACAAAAAGUGAACAUAUUUACUUUCAAAACGAUAAUGUUUGGGGAGGAAGACAAGCCGAAUUACUUGUUGCGCAACAGGCACACGCUCUUCUCACUGACGAGCACAAAGCCUUACCACCCGCCGAACUUCAAGCCCUUGUAAAAGAUCUCUUAAGUAGUAGUCCAUAUUAUGCAGAAGCUCAUUAUCUGAGCUAUCUCAAUUGUUUAAGAGUUAACGAGUAUUGUGGAGCACUUGAUAGCUUGUAUCAUUGUUUCGAUAGAUUAGCUCCUUUAGAAAGUCGUCCUUCUCCAGAUGAUAAACUCAGAACAUUUAGAUAUGCUGCUUUGAAUCUUGCUGCACUUCACGCACAGUUUGGCUACAAGGAACUAGCUCAAUUGGCUUUAAAAGAAGCAAUUAUGUUGGCUCAAGAAGCAGGAGAUAACGUUUGCUUACAACUUGCACAUUCGUGGGUUUAUUACUUAACGGAUAAGAAUAAAGGUCCAUUAAUUGAGCGAUCUAUUGCUAAAGCAACUGCUCUAGGAAUGACACAUACUGCAAGUUUGGCACUAAUUGCUUCUGCUCACAAUUCUGCUAUGGAAGGUAAAAGUCCUCAAGUUGUUUUUGAGACCCUGACCAAGUCCGACGUGCUGAACAGUCAGCAUUCGAUGAUCGAUCUGAUGUCAAUGAUCUACGCGGAGAAGACGGCACUCUGGGCUUACUACGGUAAGACCGAAAUGUCGUCGGUAUGCGCACAGCUGCUUCUCCUCUUCAAUUCUGGAGAAAAGAAACAACUGAUGUUCAACGGACCCUCAACUUGUCAAGCCGUCGUCACCCUCGCCAACAUCCUCAACGAAAUGGGAGAGUACGCGCUAGCGAGCACUGUUCUCUUCCAUGCUAAGGAGCGCUUCCCGAACCAGCCGAGCAGAAGGAUUUGGGCUCUUAGCGAACAACUACACGAGUUCUCGAAACUCAUGAGGAAGGAAAAGUGGUCGGCGGCCGAGGAAAUCGCCUUGCAAAUCUCCAGCCUCGACUCUGUCGAGAGUAAAUUCAGAUUGGUAGAAGUUCUCUUUGCAAAGCAUGAUUUUCCAGAAGCUUUGAAAUUAGCAUACGAGCUUGAGAAACUAGAGAAUAUUACGCCACAGCAGAAAGUACGAGCAAAGCUACAAAUCAGCCAAAUAAAAUGCGGUUCUGUUUUUGCUGGAACUCCACAGUCGGCAACAAGCUCAAUUUUGCUAUUAAACUCCGCCUUAGAUAUAGCCACGAGUAAUCAUUUAUCAUAUUACGAGGCAUUAGUCAAUAUGUAUAUCGUCAAUGUUCAGUUGUUACUAAGAAUGCCUUUUCAAGCUUUAAGAAAUGUGAGGGAGCCAAUUAUUCAAAUAUUAGCUCACGGUGGAUUAUAUGACCAAGCAAGAGCUUACAUUACAUAUGCUAAGUGUUUAUCAGCUAAUGCUUCCAAGCAAACUGAUGAAAACAAGAAGUAUAUGAUGUUGGAAGCGAUAAAACACCUUUACAAGGCAAAAACAUUGCUUGAAAAACUUGAAGCUAACGAUAGACUAAAAAGCACGCUGUACUUGCUGAGUCUUUUUUAUCAUGAAAUUGAUAUGCACGAUGAACGCAACCGAUGCGCUUUUGAGUUUAAACAACUCGAUGAACAAUUUCCAGCUGAAAAAAAUUACAUAUUUUUAUUUUGAUAAAUUUGUUAUAUUUGUACAAUAAAUUUUUAUGC